AUGGUCUGCAGCUGUGUCGAGGAUAUGGUUCGGGAACAAUGGCCUUACGAGCCUUGGCCCAAGUCCAAAACUCCGGGGCGAGAGUGUAGUAAUCCCCGCCGGCAUUCUCAAGAAGCCGAGUUUGUUGUAGAAAUAAGCACUGUUGUUGAAAAGCUCCACUCAGAAAUGACCGAAGAGAUGGCAUGGGUUUCUACUACUGCACGGAUAUUAGAAAAUGUCGCCGGAUUCGCGAAACAAUUCCAUCCCGUGUCCGCAGCUAUCGUAGAAGAAGUUCUCACGGCACGCGCGGACCUCACAGUAAAUUUCGACCUGCGAAGCAAGAAACUUGUGGAUAUCUCAAAUAAACUCUCCGAAAAGUUUGGGACAUAUCCCACGCCCUUCAUCAAUACGGCAAAAUCGCCCUUCAUAACCAUUGAGUGUAAGUCUCAAGACGGCAGCAAUGUAGGCGCGGAAUUUCAGUCGACUCUAUGCGGCAGUGCGAUGCUCGAAUCUUGGCGCCGUUUCGGUUUGCCGAAAUUUUCGGAUGUGAGCGCCGGAGAGCCUCUAUCCGCCGAAUCAUCGUCACCAACCAUCUAUCCUACAGCGCACCGGAAACUUAGCUCUGGCGACGGGGCAACCGAACAGAGCGCCAAAAUUGACCAUGUGUUUGCGUUACAAGUAGUUUCUUUUAUGUGGUCGUUCAGUGUCAUCUUCGUUGAUCCAAGGAACCCUCCGAGUGCAGAACAUUCUCGUAGAGUGCUAGGCCCGUUUGGUAUCGGCGAUAGUCGAACCCCGACCGGCCUCUAUUCAAUCUUGAGGUUUCUCGACAAGCUGUACACUUGCAAAGUAUCGACUUGGCUACCUGGGAUGUUGGAGCGAGAUACGACUUCGAUGGUUUAUUGA
Molecule: messenger RNA, 882 nt
Organism: Orbilia oligospora ATCC 24927
Lineage: Eukaryota; Fungi; Ascomycota; Orbiliomycetes; Orbiliales; Orbiliaceae
Exons: 3
Coding region: 1-882 (293 amino acids)
Source: RefSeq, a predicted model, not a curated record